UUUUCUUUUUUUUCUUCAUUCAUAAUCCGAAGCGUCCGCGUGGCGUGCCGGGCGUGCCGGGCGUUUGAGCCUCGAGCGGUCGCGUGAAGGAGGGGAGCGCCAGGCAGCCGGGUGCCAUGGACGAGGACACGAGUGAAGGGCUGACCUACCAGAACCUGCUGCUCCUGGGCGCCAUCGCAGCGGCGUCCGCCUUCGUGGUCACCAUCCUCAUCGUCCUCGUCUGCGUCGGCUGCCAGAGAAAGAGCAAGAGCAAGCACCCGCCGGCCGGAGAGAAGGGGACGUCUGUGAAUAUGCAGGGUUCCCUUCGACACCCCAAACUGAACUCCAUGAGCAAGUCGGACACCCGGCUGCACGAGAUCAACCGCUUCCCCUGCAACGGAAACUCUGUUGGCAAGAGCCGGCCGGCCAGCAUGGACCUCCUGCUCCUCCACAGCCGGCGCUCCCAGACCGACCUGAGGCCGUCCCACGGGCGCCAGCUCCCCCAGAUCCCCACCAGUCCCCAGGGGUCGAGCCAGGGGGGAGGAGGGGAGCCGGGGGUGGGCAUACGGAACACCGCCACCCCCACCCGCUGCCUGGAUGACGGCCUUUAUGAGAGCGUGGGGGUCCGGGAAGGUGACCCCGUGGCCCCCAAGGGCCCCCUGGCCACCAAGGGCCCCCCGGCCCCCAAGGGCCCCCCGGCCACCAAGGGCCCCCCGGCCCCCAAGGGCCCCCCGCCCACGUCGAACAGCACGCCGGCUUCAGUCAGAGCCGCCCACAGCCCCCCCGCCCUGAACGUGAACGGCGACCGAGGGAACGGCGCCAUCAACGGGCCGCCGGCAGGAAGAAGUAACGGCGUCAACGGGUCCCCUCUGUCUUCUGUCACCUCCCUCGCCGCCCAGGAGCCGACGCCUGCUGAGUACGCCUCCUUACGCAGGUUCAGAAAGGUCGACAAGACCACCACCAGGAAGGACAACAGCAACGGGGCCGACAGUCAGUCCGACAGCCAGUCCAGCGUGGGCGACUCGCCCUCCGCUGCUCCUCCUCCUCCUGCUCCUCCUGCUCCUCCUGCUCCUCCUCCUCCUCCGCUGCAUCGCAAAGGACCGGAGCCCUUCCACCUGCACUCCUUCCCAAAGGAGGCGGUGUUCAUGGGCAACGGGGAGCAGUACAUCUGGAAGCCUCCGGAGGAAGAGGAGAUCAUCACCUUGCACCCGCCCCCGCUGCGCGCAGACAGCCUGCAGGCGCACCCGUUGCCCCCGACCGCAAAGGAGAUUGCAGACACCUACUCCAUCGUGUGCAAAACCCAGAAGAAGAAGCCACCGAUGGAAAACAACGGAUCGAAGACCCUCCCGCGCUCCUUCGGCGGGGGCUCCCGGGGGCGGGGCCGAGGCGUCCAGCAGGGCCAGGCGCGCUCCCAGGAGGAGCCCUGCUACGAGCCGGUGGGGGACCGGCUCUGGACCGCGGAGCCCGACCCGGCGUACGCCACCAUCGACGGCCACCGCAAGCGGGAGCAGGCGGCGGCCAAUAACGCCGCGGCCGGGGGUUCUGCCACUCUGAAGAGGAAGAAGCAGACCCCUCAGCAGCAGCAGCAGGCGGUACCUGCGCCGCCUCAGGGCUCAGGACCCCCCGCCCCGCCCGCCAGAGGCCCGCCCGGCGGGGAAAACUUCUAUGAGACCAUCAGCGAUGUGAAACAAGGGGCCAACAGCUCCAGCACCACCACCAUCUUCACCUUCAACGACGGGAUGGAGAUGUACGUCACCGGCCUGUAGCCGGGCCCAGAA
Molecule: messenger RNA, 1757 nt
Organism: Cyclopterus lumpus (lumpfish)
Lineage: Eukaryota; Metazoa; Chordata; Actinopteri; Perciformes; Cyclopteridae
Product: basic salivary proline-rich protein 2
Exons: 9
Coding region: 117-1745 (542 amino acids)
Biological process (GO): intracellular signal transduction; T cell receptor signaling pathway; B cell receptor signaling pathway
Cellular component (GO): membrane raft; plasma membrane
Source: RefSeq, a predicted model, not a curated record